This is a messenger RNA of Kwoniella shivajii, 1374 nucleotides long. RefSeq lists its product as uncharacterized. The record is from RefSeq and is a predicted model, not a curated record. The transcript has 7 exons. Bases 1 to 1374 code for a protein of 457 amino acids. NCBI's taxonomy places the organism in Eukaryota, Fungi, Basidiomycota, Tremellomycetes, Tremellales, Cryptococcaceae. Gene Ontology annotation, molecular function: saccharopine oxidase activity; flavin adenine dinucleotide binding; sarcosine oxidase activity.
AUGACGGUAGACACCCCAGCUUACAAAAGUACGAAGAUCGUUAUCGUAGGUGGAGGAGGGACUUUCGGUUCUUCAACAGCUUAUCACUUGGUCAAGCAAGGAUAUACUCCUUCCAAUAUCACUCUCCUCGAUGUGUAUCCUUUACCAUCGGCCCAAUCCGCCGGUAAUGACCUGAACAAGAUUUUUGGCGUUAUGUCGCGGACCGACAUAGACAAACAAUUGAGUCUCGAAUCGUUGAAAGGUUGGACGGAAGAUGAGACUUUCAAGCCUUUCUACCACAACACUGGAGAGCUCGAUAUAUCCAGAUCCGAAAGGGGAAUAGCGAAUUUGAGGGAAAUCCUCGCGGAGAUUGAUGCACCCGGUUCGGAACUCGAGGGAUAUAUGAAAUGGGUAGAAACCGAAGAUGAGAUUUUGGCUUUGGUGCCAACUUUUACACGUGACCAAAUCAAAGGCUGGAAGGGAAUAUUCGAUACAAAAGGUGGAUGGCUUUCUGCUGCAAGAGCCAUCAACUCAAUUGGCGAAUAUCUCAAAGCUAAAGGAGUCAAUUUCGCAUGGGGCGGGGCUGGUACAUUCAAACAACCUGUAUUUGACGAUGACAAGACUACUUGCAUUGGCGUGGAAACUACCGAUGGCACCGUGUACAAAGCAGAUAAGGUUGUCCUAGCAGCAGGAGCAUGGGCUCCUACACUAGUAGAUCUAGAGGGCCAGUGCUGCUCCAAAGCUUGGGUCUAUGCUCAUAUGCAACUCACCCCAGAGGAAGUAGCACAAUACAAGGGUAUUCCUGUAGUCUAUGAUGACGAAUUCGGAUUUAUCUUCGAGCCCAAUGAAAAUGGGGUGAUCAAGAUUUGUGAUGAAUUUCCUGGAUUCACUCGAUUUAAGGAACAUCAGCCUUUUGGAGCAUCAUCGCCACAACGAAUAUCGGUACCUCGAUCCCAUGCCAAACAUCCUACCGACACUAUACCCGAAGCUUCUGAUCGAACCAUCGCAAAGGCUGUUGCGGAAUUCUUACCGCAAUUCAAGGAUAAAAAACUCAUCAACCAAGCUUUAUGCUGGGUUACAGAUACAGCAGAUCGAAAUCUGCUCAUAUGUGAACAUCCUCGUUGGCAAAACUUCAUUAUCGCUUCGGGCGAUUGUGGACAAAGCUUCAAAUUGUUACCCAAUAUCGGUAUACAUAUAGUGGAACUUCUUGAAAACCGUUUACCGGAUCACCUGGAGAAAGCCUGGAAAUGGAGACCAGGUACAGGCGAUACUCUUUCUAGCUUCAGAGGUGAUCCAGCUACCGAUUUGGCAGACCACAAAGGAUGGCUGCACGAUGACGAGCGGUCGACCCUGAAUGACUUUGCGGACAUCCGAAGAUCGCUCGUUACGGCUUAG